Daphnia carinata is the source of this 1040-nucleotide messenger RNA. Its product is annotated as carbonyl reductase [NADPH] 1-like. The transcript has 4 exons. The record is from RefSeq and is a predicted model, not a curated record. Gene Ontology annotation, molecular function: carbonyl reductase (NADPH) activity. Lineage: Eukaryota; Metazoa; Arthropoda; Branchiopoda; Diplostraca; Daphniidae. Bases 132 to 1004 code for a protein of 290 amino acids.
GGCGCACGUUUUAAAGAUUGGUACCUAACACACGUAAUAUCUUGCUAUAUAACAGGCUCGCUAAAGCUUGAAACUAAGAUUCUUUCGGCAAUCACCAAAGCUGCGUAAGAUACUUAACACAUAAAGUUGUCAUGUCUCCUGGAAAAAGAGUGGCUGUGGUAACUGGCUCAAACAAGGGAAUUGGUUUUGCAAUUGUUAAAGAGCUUUGUCAGAAAUUUGAUGGAGAUGUAUAUUUAACGUCAAGAGAUGAAGACAGGGGUAGAGCUGCAGUUGAAGAACUAGGAAAACUCGGCUUCCAGCCACAGUAUCACCAGCUUGACGUUGAUGAUGAAGCAAGUGGGUUGAGAUUCAGAGACCAUCUGCAGUCUCAAUAUGGAGGCUUAGAUGUUUUGGUUAAUAAUGCAGCAAUUGCUUUCAAGAAUGCUGCACCAGAACCAUUUUCUCAGCAAGCCACAGAAACAUUGAAAACAAAUUUCUUUAGUACUCUUAGGUUCUGCAAUAUCAUGUUCCCCAUCCUCAGGCCACAUGCAAGAGUGGUUAAUGUAUCAAGUUCUGCCGGUCAUUUAUUAAAAAUUUCAGGAGAAAACAGUGUAGCAAUUGAUCUAAGAAAAAAGCUUUGUUCAUCUGAUUUGACAACAGAAGAACUUACAGAAAUGAUUCAUGGAUUUGUAAAGGCUGCUCAAACGGGAGAUCAUGUUAAGUUAGGUUGGCCCAAUAGCGCGUAUUCUACGUCCAAAAUCGGAAUAAGUGCUCUAACUCGUAUUCAGCAAAGAGCGUUUGAUCACGAUUCCCGUCAGGAUAUAAUUGUGAAUUCGGUCCAUCCAGGCUAUGUUGACACUGACAUGACGAGUCAUAAAGGACCACUAACCAUCGAACAAGGUGCCGUCGCGCCGACUUGGUUGGCACUUCUUCCGCCAAAUGUAGAUGGACCAAAGGGAGGGUAUGUCUGGUAUGACAAGCAAAUAGUUGACUGGGUUAACGGGCCUACUCCAACAGUAGUUUAAGUGAACUUCCGUAACAAAUUACCUAUUGGUUUAUUG